UGGGCGAGAGGUGCCAAGGGAGCCUCUGUCCCGAGGACCAGGGGAUGCGAAGGGUAAGACCUGGCAGAGUUGCGUUUGGAAAUACUUUUUCCGCCUCCCGCCCCCUCGGGUACGACCAGUGUGGUCCCCAAGUGUCCUUCGUGGAGUUCUUAUUCCGUGUGAGCGAAUCGUGCGUCGGUGUUUACUUAGCUGUAUGGCCCCAGCCUGUUAACUGUGAUCUGUGCUACUUCUGGAGAUUUCUACCAUUUACUAUUUAUUGAAUGUGUGUGCACCUGGCUCUGUAUGCACUGAUGUCUGUUUGUAGAAAAUGUGUAAUUGUGCAUGUUUGAAAAACGGGCGCUUGAGUUGGUGCUGAAUGCCUAUAAACCAUAUUAGCAGCUAAGUCUUCCCAGGGAAAUACAUCGAUCUCUGCUGCAAACCUAGAAACUGACUAAUGUAAAAUAGUAAAUGUCAUAUAAAGAGAUGUAUGUCAAAUAAUAAACUUUUGAUAAAGAAAAAGCUACAGGAACCACUUCUCUUUGAGGAAAAACAAAUGUCCAUGUAACUAAUACCUAAAAUUGAAUGUUGAUGGAACCAUUUAACUCAGAACUAGCCUUUAGAUGACUAAAGUUAAUGUUGCCUUUUUAAAAGACAUUUCUUGUUAAGGCUUACAAAUCAUAAACGGAUCACCUCUCAAAUAAAAAUAUGUUUGCUGUAACAGACGUGAGAAACUGUCAUUUGGUCAUUUGGAAGUUUAAAAGCAGCAUGCAUGUUUCUGAUUUUAAUAGAUUGUCUCUCAGAUAUUUAAAAUUGAACAGAUGAGAAAAACAAAAGAAAUGUUUAGUAACGUAUUAAUCAUUUUGCCUCCCAUCUUUUUUUAUUUUCCUCCAAAUAAGUGCUAUUCUUGCCUUUGUUGUUCAUUUCCUGAUAUAUUAAGCCUCUUUGGGCAUGUAAUCCAAUAAGAGAUUAGAACAGAUUUACUGGUUUUAAAGGUGUUGAAAGAUUAUCUCUGUGGGUCCCAUAACUUCUCCUCAUUUUUAUUACCAAGUUAGUAUCUUUUGAACAAUGGGGGAAAUGCAAUUUCUUAGAGGAAGCUCAGUGGACACUGAGUAUUAGUGGGGUCACCAUUGACAUCAAUCUAUUUUGCAGAAUAUUGAGAAGCUCAGAGCAACCAACCUUUAAGGUUCCCAUAGGACUUUAUGUGAUUUAAAGUGUUGCUUUUCUAAUCCUACCCUACUGACAGUUUGCAAGGGAAGAUACACUGAUUGAUUUUUCUCUGUGCCUUUUUUCCCUGGUACUCCUCCCCCUCCCCCGCUCUCUAACUCAGUUAAGAGCAAUUUUAUAAAAAUAAAAGGCCAUUUAUAGUUUCUUAAGUGAGACAAAUUACUUUCAGAUUAUAUCCAUACAUGAGCAGAAGACAUGCACCUCCAGAAUUUUAAACAUUGCAUACUACAGGCACUUAUUUGUAGGCACAAUGGCAGUUACCAUAGUGGGGCAAGAGACUUGAUGUUGGACAUGGUUUUAAAAAACUAAUCCAUUUUAGCUUAUCAGGAGAACUUACUGUAAACAGACUCUUUUUGUUUCAAAGAUGUCUCCCACUCCAGGCGAGGAGCGCUCUUGGCUGAGGUAUGUAUCAAGUGUCUGAUGGGGAGAGGUCUCAUUGUGUUUCUAAGUGUCCAUGGGGGUAACAUGAUGCCACAAGGUGGAAAUACUCAAUUCUGGCCUUUCACAAGUAAAAUACUGUGCUUGCAUACUCGUUGUUAGGAAAGCAAAUUAGAUAUUCAUGCCCCUGAAUUUUAAUAACAUUAAUAUAUGUAUGUAAAAAGAAUGUUAUGACUAGAACCUUAAAUAAGCCAUAAGUGAUUAUUAUUUACUGUGUAAAGUUUUAAAUUCUGAUGAAAACCAGGUCUCACAUUGAAGUAGUGCUUGGCUUUGUUUGUUAUCCACUGUUUUCUGUCCUUUUCUGUUACCCAUUUCCCAGUGGACCAUGUUCCUCUCUGUCUUGCCUGUGAGAUUGCUCUUCUCUAAUAAGCCUAGCUGCAGGAUCAGUGUGUUCUUUUUGGCAUUUCAAAAUGGUAAAAUAGUGAAAUUGUUAAAUGUUACCAAGAUGAAACUGCUGGGAAUGAAAUUCUCAAAAAGAACCACUAUAUUUGUGGCAUGUUUCAGCCUCUUCCAAAAGAAAACUCUUUGAUUCGGUUUACCUAUUUUCCCAAGAAGGAAGCAGCCCCAUUGAUUGUGUUGAUAAGUGUUUAGUAUGCAGUGUCAGCUUAUUAAUUACUAAGGCAAAGCCUGAGGAACUGUUUCAAAACAGUCGUAUAACACUGUUCUUUGCUUUGACUCAAAAUUAACAUUAACCACGGGGAAAUUUAGACAGGCUCCUUGGUUGUCUUGCAUAUUAGUGUUUGGAAUUAGAAUUCAAAUACUUUGCUAUGUAAGAAUAAACUAUUAUGUGAUGGAACUUCUAAUAGCAGUUUAUAGUUCGCCACGCUUACCAAAUGUUUCUUACCAGAAAACAGUUGGCCUAAUAAGGGAUUAUUUCCCAUAACUAGCUAUCCAGGAAUGCUGCAAAAACAAGAGUAACAAAUUGAAUUUGAAAAUACCUAAUGACACAUAAUUAGCAAAAUGAAAGAUUUGGUUAUAGCUUCUUGAAUUUAUAAGAAUUCUGGGUGACAGUUAUUGUUUCUUUUAUUCCAGGAAAUAUUUUGGAGAAAUCUGAAUUGAUCUAUAUUAUAAAGUUAAUCCAGUCUAAUCUAAGAAUAUACAGUGAAUUAAAUGCUAAUUAAAGCAAUUAAAGCAUGCUAACAGGCAGUAACCUAAAGGACAGGCUCCAUCUUACUUACCAAAUUCCAUGUUAGCUCAGUUGCAUAAAGAACAUAGAUGAGAGCUUUCAUUCCCUGCUGAAAAGGAUGCCAUGCCUCCACCAGUGAUUGCCCCCUGCGGGUCACUUUCUCAGUCAUUUUGAGCUCAGCCUAAUCAAAGACUGAGGUUAUGAAGUCGAUCCUAGAUGGCCUUGCAGAUACCACCUUCCGCACCAUCACCACUGACCUCCUGGGAAGUCCCUUCCAAGAGAAGAUGACUGCAGGAGACAAUCCCCAGCUAGUCCCAGCAGACCAGGUGAACAUUACAGAAUUUUACAACAAGUCUCUCUCGUCCUUCAAGGAGAAUGAGGAGAACAUCCAGUGUGGGGAGAACUUCAUGGACAUAGAGUGCUUCAUGGUCCUGAACCCCAGCCAGCAGCUGGCCAUUGCAGUCCUGUCCCUCACGCUGGGCACCUUCACGGUCCUGGAGAACCUCCUGGUGCUGUGCGUCAUCCUCCACUCCCGCAGCCUCCGCUGCAGGCCUUCCUACCACUUCAUCGGCAGCCUGGCGGUGGCAGACCUCCUGGGGAGUGUCAUUUUUGUCUACAGCUUCAUUGACUUCCACGUGUUCCACCGCAAAGAUAGCCGCAACGUGUUUCUAUUCAAACUGGGUGGGGUCACGGCUUCCUUCACUGCCUCCGUGGGCAGCCUGUUCCUCACGGCCAUCGACAGGUACAUAUCCAUUCACAGGCCCCUGGCCUAUAAGAGGAUUGUCACCAGGCCCAAGGCUGUGGUGGCGUUUUGCCUGAUGUGGACCAUAGCCAUUGUGAUCGCCGUGCUGCCUCUCCUCGGCUGGAACUGCGAGAAACUGCAGUCCGUUUGCUCAGACAUUUUCCCACACAUUGAUGAAACCUACCUGAUGUUCUGGAUCGGGGUCACCAGCGUACUGCUUCUGUUCAUCGUGUAUGCGUACAUGUACAUUCUCUGGAAGGCUCACAGCCACGCCGUCCGCAUGAUUCAGCGUGGCACCCAGAAGAGCAUCAUCAUCCACACGUCUGAGGAUGGGAAGGUACAGGUGACCCGGCCAGACCAAGCCCGCAUGGACAUUAGGUUAGCCAAGACCCUGGUCCUGAUCCUGGUGGUGUUGAUCAUCUGCUGGGGCCCUCUGCUUGCAAUCAUGGUGUAUGAUGUCUUUGGGAAGAUGAACAAGCUCAUUAAGACGGUGUUUGCAUUCUGCAGUAUGCUCUGCCUGCUGAACUCCACCGUGAACCCCAUCAUCUAUGCUCUGAGGAGUAAGGACCUGCGACACGCUUUCCGGAGCAUGUUUCCCUCUUGUGAAGGCACCGCGCAGCCUCUGGAUAACAGCAUGGGGGACUCAGACUGCCUGCACAAACACGCAAACAACGCAGCCAGUGUUCACAGGGCCGCAGAAAGCUGCAUCAAGAGCACCGUCAAGAUUGCCAAGGUAACCAUGUCUGUGUCCACAGACACGUCUGCCGAGGCUCUGUGAGCCUGAUGCCUCCCUGGCAGCACAGGAAAAGAUUUUUUUUUUUUUAAGCUCAAAAUCUAGAAGAGUCUGUUGUCUCCUCGGUUAUAUUUUUUUAAGUUUACCAUGCUCAGUGAAAAGGUGAUUGUCACCAUGAUCACUUAUCAGUUUGCUAAUGUUUCCAUAGUUUAGGUACUCAAACUCCAUUCUCUAGGGGUUUACAGUGAAGAAAGCCUGUUGCUUAGGUGACUGAACCAUCCUUCAAAGUCUCAACAAAAUAGGAGGGAAACCUUUGGCUACACAAUUGGAAGUCUAAGAACCCAUCAAAAAAUGCCAUCAAAUGAAUAAUGCCUUUGUAACCACAACUUUCACUAUAAUGUGAAAUGUAACUGUCCGUAGUAUCAGAGAUGUCCAUUUUUACAAGUUAUAGUACUAGAGAUAUUUUGUAAAAUGUAUUAUGUCCUGUGAGAUGUGUAUCAGUGUUUAUGUGCUAUAAAUAUUUGUUUAAUUAGCAAAACUGAAAAGUAAACUCUUAUGAGAACAAUGAACAAGCAGUGGAUACAUGUCAAUGAGUGCACUUUUUUUCUGUAUUAUUGCCCAUGAUAUAACUAGAAAUAAACCUUAGUAUUUCUUCAAAUAUCUCUUUAAUUUUGACACUGAAAUAACCAUAAAGAUUUAUUUUUCUGUUACCUCAACAAGAAGAAUUUGAAGACUUCAAAAUAUUGAGCAGAAUUCAUUCAUACUUAAAAAUUUAUUAGCCCUGCAUUUUCAUAGGAAGACACAUUAUCUUCUGGACUCUAGCUGUUCUAAUGGAUUAUAAUCAGAAUGGAAGAGAGAAAGCAUAUUGACUUUUUUUGAGCGACAUCUCUGACUUUCUUUAGUCUUUAGCUAUUACUGGAUCUCUUAAGACAGCAUGUGUUAAUCUUAAUGUAUAUUGUUAUCACUGUGCAGUUGCUGUUUACUUGAAUACUAUUGUGUUCCUAUAUUCCAGGUUUAAGUAGAUUUGAUGCCUGGGUGGCCAAACAACAGUCUUCAUUUUUUUUAAUUGAAAAGAAGUUGUGUCUGGAUCAGUAAAAUUAUACAGUGUGUGAGUGUGAAUAUAAAUGUGUGUAUGUGUGUUUCUGUCCUGUAACUGUUACAGUAAUGUCAUAAAGUGAGAAAACUGUGACCAAGUAUAAACUAUUACCACUUGCUGCCCUCUUGCACAUGGAUUCUGUUUCUAAAAUUGAGUUCUUCCUGUAAUCUUGUUGAUAAAAAUACUGACUCCAACCAUUCAAAAAUUUCACCCCAUCCCUCCUUAAGAGAUUGGAUCAAGUAUUACUAAAUUGACCUUUAGGUAUUACAUAAGACCAGUGUUUAGCAAGAAAUAAUGACAGACAUCCAAGUAAGGGAUGUAUUUAUAGUGUUAUUGCCGGGAAAGGAGAGUACUUUGGUUUCUGAGCACCGAAUAUUGAGCAAGAUGUCAGUCACUAAAAGGAAGACUUGUACAGAAAAGCAAAUGGUAACAUUUUUCAAUAGCAUGUGUAGGUAGUAUGCACUAUAUGCAUCACGUUAAAGUAGGACUAUCACACCCAGCCCAUGUGGCUAAAAAAGCUGAAUCAGACAGUGGAUGAGACACAAAACGGCAGUGAAGAGCCGACACACUUGGCAUUGACGUCUAGAUAUGCUGCAUCUGUGCUUUGCCCACAUGCCCUUGGUGACAGCUGAGCACCCAGCUCUCUUGGUAGGUUUGGUCUAAGGAACAGACCUCUUCUUUGCUCGUGGUUAGCAAGAUCCACUCAAGCAUGAAGAUAAACACAGCUGCUUUCUUCUUACACCCUGGUCUCAUACUCCUUCAUGGCGCCAUGGGUGCUCAUUAUUGGGCCUUUUUCCAGUAAGGAAUGAUAAUUGCUGAAGAAUCUACUUAACCCUGACAAAUUUUAAUUAUAAUCUCUUCUUAUACAGAUAAAACAUGACUCCUACAAGGCCCCAAGGUCUACAUAGUCUGAAGUGAAGUAGAGAGCUGGCAUCUAUCUGGUGAUUUCUAGCUCUCGAGAUACCCAAGCAGCCUGAUGGGGCAGUUCUCCUUCUUGCAGUUCAUGCUCUAAGGCAGGGUGUGGCUUGUGAGAUACUUUGCAUUGUCUGUCUGCACACCUUGAAUCUGCCUGCUGGUUCCUUUACUUUACCUCUCUGUCAUGUGCAGAUGAAGGCUCAGGGUGCUAGAGGAUUAAUAAGAUCUCUUUCUAAAGAGAGGAGAGAUUAUUUACAAGAAGAACUCACCAGAGUCUAGUUUCCAUUUAAGAAUUGCCAGUGUUUUGUCCAGCAUCAUCUUCAAUAUUAAUCCACAUGUUUCAGAGCUCACCAGGCAGUACCAAUGCUCUUUUCACAGCUAUGAAGAGCUAGUAGAGAUGAAAUUCUUGUUAUGGUAGAAAAAUUUCACAAUUCAUUUUUGAAACUGCAUUUGUGCGUAUGCAAUGUAGAUUUUAUAGUGUGUUGUGCUUUCAAGAUCUAAAUCAUAUAUAAUAAAUUAAGGGACAAUGGGGCUGACAGCACUAAACUUGGUGCUUAUUGAUAUUCUAAGAAAUAUCUGUGAAAUAUCAUCACGUAUGUUAUACAACCUUCAUUUAAAAAGGUUUAAAACUAGUUAGAUUCGCUUUGACACUUUUCAUACCAUUUCUUAACCCAAGUGACGAAAACGUUGUCCCCAAUGAAUAUACUCAUUAGAAUUACCAUUUGUUAAUAUCACUCAUUAGCCCCAUAAUUAGAUCCAUUAAUUUAAAUAUGAUUUAAAUUUAAGUAAGUUUUAUAAGGUCUGACAUCAGAGGUAUCUUACUUUCCUCUGAGGAUGAUGUACUUGCCCUGACCAUGCAUUUUACCAUCACACAUGUCUUCAGAAAGGGCCAAAUUCCCAACCUGCUCAUUUUUUUUUAUCAGAGUCAUGAUGAAUCAGUCCUAGAAUGUUUCAUUUGGACAAGUAGGGCUGCCUCCAAGAGGAACCUCUGAUUUAUUUUGUAUGAAAUAUAUGUGAAAGAAUAUUAAUCUGAGAGAUGCUGUAGACAUCUGUCCUACACUUGAGAUGAUUUCCAAGCCUCUCUGGCACUUUGAAUUAAGUCUAUCUGGUAUUAAAUGCCAAGGACCUUUUGCUGCCUAAAUCCACUCUGCAGGAAAUAGGCCCAACCACCAGAUGAGAAUUAGGCCCUGGAUAAGUAGUGCUCUAGUUACUGUCCUGUUGAUUAAUUUCUGCCAUUUCAUGUCCAUAAAAGAGACCACCCAUAUCAUGCACACAAUUAGAUUUCUCACACUCUAGCUGUAUAUUUGUAUGAUAUUUUAAAAUCUCCUAAAUGCUGGGCAAUGGCUAUUAACAAUUAAUUGUCUUGCACUGGCCUUCUGAUGAAAUGUUAACAAUGCCUAUUGUAAUAUAGAAAAAAACAUUCUAUCUACUGAUUUGGGCUGAAUGUAUGUAAAUAGGUUUCUAAAAAGUCAGAUGUUUGAGCAGUGGCCUACAAAUCAGUAAUUUUCAGAUGGGAGAGUUUCUUUACAUUGCCGUGGCAUCUUAAAAGCUAUCUUCAGGUAAAUUGACUGUACUAGGCCUACUGGGGAUCAGAGUUCCCAAGAAAGGAAACCUUUUCUUGUAUCUGGAUUCAAAUUUAUUUCCAAUGUUUCAAGUGGAAAACAUGACUCUUUAUUGUCUGUAAAUCUAACAUUAUUACUUUUCCUCUUAGAAGAAUAUUGUAUUGUUAGAUGUUUGUUAAGCUGGUGACAUCGUUGCAACUGCUGCAAUAUCUUCGUUAGUAAUCUGUAUAAUACUUUGUAUACAAGUACUGGUAAGAUUGUUAUUAAAUGUAGCUUCAGUCAUUAAAUUACUAUAGCAAAGUAGUACUUCUUCUGUAAUAUUUACAAUGUAUUAAGCCCACAGUAUAUUUUAUUUCAAUGAUGUAAUUAAACUGUUACUUAUUCAAAGAGAAAACAUCUCAUCAUGUCUAUUGUCCAAAGUUACCUGGAAUCAAAUAAAAAUUCUAGAUUACCAUGAAGAACAUAAAA
This is a messenger RNA of Symphalangus syndactylus (siamang), 8283 nucleotides long. It is a transcript of the gene CNR1, whose product is annotated as cannabinoid receptor 1. NCBI's taxonomy places the organism in Eukaryota, Metazoa, Chordata, Mammalia, Primates, Hylobatidae. Gene Ontology annotation, biological process: G protein-coupled receptor signaling pathway. Gene Ontology annotation, cellular component: membrane. Gene Ontology annotation, molecular function: cannabinoid receptor activity. The record is from RefSeq and is a predicted model, not a curated record.